This is a messenger RNA of Exophiala xenobiotica, 1650 nucleotides long. RefSeq lists its product as uncharacterized. The record is from RefSeq and is a predicted model, not a curated record. The transcript has 5 exons. Bases 1 to 1650 code for a protein of 549 amino acids. Lineage: Eukaryota; Fungi; Ascomycota; Eurotiomycetes; Chaetothyriales; Herpotrichiellaceae.
AUGAUCGCCAAGGAACCAGAAGCCACUGGCUCUGAAGAUUGGCAAAAGAUAGCUGCUGCGAAAAAGACCGAACAAGGACGCAGAAUUCCGAAGGAAUGGAAAUUGAAGGAAGAGGUCCUCGCUGCAGCAGACGAUACCACCGACUUACGUCCAAUCGCUGUCUCAUCCGGACUCCUCUCAGAACGUGAACUCCUGAUUACUGGUGACAAACAUGAUGCGACAUCAUUGGCUGCAGCGAUUGCAGCCGGUACUUAUUCUGCUGAGGAAGUCGUGACAGCCUUUUGCAAGCGGGCGGCCAUAGGGCAUCAGCUUUGCAACAAUCUCACCGAGAUCAUGUUCCGGGAUGCCAUCGAAGAUGCCAAGAAUCUGGACAAGGUCUUCCAGCAGACUGGUAAGACAGUUGGACCACUUCACGGCUUGCCAAUGACCUUCAAGGAGUGCUUUCAUGUCAAGGGGUACGACGCUAGUAAUGGCUAUAUUUCGAGGACAUUCGACCCAUCGACUCACACGACUCCAUUGAUAGAGCUUGUGAAGUCCCGGGGCGCGGUAGUCAUCGCAAAGACGAACACGCCUCAAACCAUGCUAGUCGCAGAAUGCCACAACAACGUCUUCGGACAGACAAAGAAUCCCGUCGUGAGUCAUUUGACCUGCGGAGGCAGUAGCGGAGGUGAGGGGUCGAACAUGGCAUUCAGAGGCUCAGCUCUAGGCAUUGGUACCGAUGUUGGCGGUUCAAUCCGUAUUCCAGCGGCAGCCAACGGAGUAUAUGGCUACAAGCCAACCUUUGGUGUCCUUCCCAUGAUAGGAUAUGCGGCAUCCGGUUACAGUGGCGCAAACACGGGUAUUCCAGCUGUAUCCGGGCCCUUGGCCCAUUCAGCUCGUGACCUGUCCUUGCUUGCUCGAGUUGCCCGGGACGCUAAGCCAUGGCAAUUUGAUCCUGCAGUCAUCCAACAAGUCAUGGAGAACGGGACAAAGCCUCGGAAGCCUGUGAUCGGAGUGAUCCAUAAGAGCGGUUUGACACCACAUCCGCCGGUUCGACGAGCGAUACGAGAGGCGGCGAACAAGCUCUCGGCUGCAGGUUUUGUGGUGAAGGACUUCGUACCUCCUGACUUCCAAGAAAUUCGCAGUAUCACACGCGAGCUCUUCACCUUAGACGGAUUGUCUUAUCAGCGCGGUCAAUUGGAGAAAGCGGGUGAGCCGGUAGUGCCUUCAGUCGAGAAGAUCGGUUUCUGGAACAUACCCAGAAAAUCGCAUGAAGAAGCAUGGGCUUUCAACGCCAAGAAACUGGCAAUCCAGAAGGACAUGCUGGAUCGAUGGCAGGCAGCAGGGGUGGACCUCGUGAUCGCUCCAGCCGGGCCUCAUACUGCAGUGCUACCUGGCGAUUGGAACAAUGACACAUACACAGUUUGCUGGAACGCGGUAGACUAUCCUGCUGUGAUCAUACCAUACACCACAGCAAAUCCGGAAGUGGACCUGGAAGAUGUCUCUUUCCUUCCUAUGCACGAUCUCGACGCAGAGGUGCAAGCAUUGUAUGAUCCCAAACUCAUGGCCGGAGCGCCCGUGGCUCUACAACUGGUCGGCGCUCGAUUAGGAGACGAGCAGUUGUUGAAGGAUGUGGAGCUCAUUGACGCUGUUCUCAAGGGAAACUCAUGA